Messenger RNA from Aureobasidium pullulans EXF-150, 926 nucleotides. RefSeq lists its product as uncharacterized. The transcript is spliced from 2 exons. Bases 68 to 496 code for a protein of 142 amino acids. NCBI's taxonomy places the organism in Eukaryota, Fungi, Ascomycota, Dothideomycetes, Dothideales, Saccotheciaceae. The record is from RefSeq and is a predicted model, not a curated record.
AAACAAGGGGACGAUCGAAACAGAUCACAGGGCUCCCCAGCCAAGCGACUCGGGUUCAGCAAUAGUCAUGUUUUGCUUACGGACAUGGCUUCCUGUCCUCUUCUUCAUAUCGAAUGUACCGCCUCUCUACCUGGUGCUGUUCAUCUCGGCCAUGUACUAUUUGAACCGACCAUGCGUCUACUGCUCGCUUCUCCUCACUGUACUCGUCAUCUCCGUCUAUGAUUUCCACAACAACUGGUUCGAGCCGCAGCCCGACUCUUCAUCUUCAUCGCAUACCGGGAACUCGACAACAAACGCUCUCGGAGACAACAUCUCAGUAGCGACGUCGGUCAUACAAUCGGCAGCAGUCUCAAUGGCACAAUCGGUCGCCGACGGCUUCGCGCGCAAAACAGGACUCAACAUACAACCGCAGAUCAGCGUGGCAGAAUGGUUGAAAGAGAUGAUUGGAAAGAAGGAAUGGCGUAUACCCUGCAUCGACGUCGCCGUCCGUCUAUAGAGCGCACAAUUACGAAACUCGAAAAUGAGAUUGAGCACAUUGGCGGUAUGAUGACAUGAAGCAUUUCCGGCGUUGGGUCACACGACAAGAAAGCAUCUGGGAAGAAAGGAUAUUGCAUGUUUGGAGUUAUGGGUGGCAGCCUACUAUGCCUUGUAAUCGGCGAGAGAUCAGCCAUGGCGAGAGCCAAUACGCAGUCAUAUUCAUUUGGACUGUGAGUGAUGCUCCGACCGAUUAUCUCUGUCUUUUCAUAUUACCAGGAACCCACCUACAAAUACGAGGUUGUCAGUCUAUUUCAUGACCUGGAAUUGCACCUUCAUAGACAUUUCGUAACGCGAUAGGUACAUUGCGUACUUUGGUGAAAGAAGCCAUUGGAUAGUCUGAGUAUAGAGUCCUCCCGUAUUCUAGCCGAGCGGCAAUCAAGCUAUCCCCG